AACUAAAGCACACAAUGUCUCGACCAUACGACAACGCAAACAUUGACCAACUCCAACGCGAUGCUGACGACUGUCUACUUACGUAUGGAACAGCCUUCCACUCCGAAAUUAUCACAUCUACAGACGGCGUCUAUGUCGAAACCGCAUCGGGCCAUCGCAUGAUGGAUUUCACUUCCGGCCAAAUGAGCACCCUAAUCGGCCACGGCCACCCGGAAGUCGUCAACGUAAUCCAAACCCACGCCCAGCACCUCGACCACCUCUUCAGCGGCAUGAUCAGCCCUCCCGUCAUCAGCCUCGCCAAACGCCUCACCAGCGUCGCUCCCACUGGCCUCGACAAAGCCUUCUUCCUCAGCACCGGCGGCGAAAGCAACGAAGCCGCCAUCCGCCUCGCCAAGUUCUUCACUGGCAAAUUCGAAAUCGUCGGCCUCGCAGCGUCCUGGCAUGGGAUGACGGGUGCAUCGCUCGGGGCGCAGUAUCACGCUGGACGAUCUGGCUACGGACCCAAUAUGAUUGGGAAUUUAGCGCUGCCGACGCCGAAUUCUUAUCGCUCCAUUUUCCGGAAGGCAGAUGGGACGUAUGAUUGGGAGACGGAGCUGAAUUACGGGUUCGAUUUGCUAGACAAACAGUCUUGUGGUUCGCUUGCUGCUGUUAUCGUCGAGCCGAUUUUAUCCAGUGGGGGGAUGUUGGAACUUCCGCCGGGCUAUCUCAGAGCUUUGAAGCAGCACUGUGAGAAGAGGCGCAUGUUACUGAUUGUCGAUGAGGCGCAGACUGCGCUUGGGAGGGCGGGCGAUAUGUUCGCUUUCACCCAUCAUCCAGAGGAUGAGGGCGUGGUGCCUGAUGUUCUGACUCUAAGCAAGACGCUGGGCAACGGUAUGCCGCUCAGUGCGGUCCUGACGUCGAACAAGAUCGCCAGUCAUGCGAAAGAGAAUGGGUUUCUGUUCUACACUACGCAUAUUAAUGAUCCGCUUCCUGCAGCGGUUGGAGAUAAAGUGCUCGAGAUAGUAAUUAGAGACGACCUUUGUGCUCGGUCCAAACGGCUCGGUGUGAAGCUUCAAGCCGGGCUCAAACGGCUCCAGUCUCGCUAUGGAUGUAUUGGCGAUGUGCGUGGUCGCGGUCUCAUGGCUGGUGUGGAGAUUGUCAGUGACAGGAAGACGAAGGCUGGGGCUCCUGAUGUCGGAGCUGCGGUGUCACAAAAAAUGGAGAAGAUGGGGUUGUGGGCGCAGUUGGCUACAAUGGCGUCGUUUGGUGGUGUUUUUAGGAUUGCACCCCCGAUCACUGUUACAGAAGAGCAGCUGGAUGUUGCAUUGGGGGUCAUUGAGGAGGCGUUGAGGACGACCCCUGGCACUAUGCCGUUGUAUGCGACAGAAGGGGCAGUGGUAGAUGGCCAGCCUGUUGUAAAGUCAAAUAUUUAA
Bipolaris maydis ATCC 48331 is the source of this 1412-nucleotide messenger RNA. Its product is annotated as pyridoxal phosphate-dependent transferase. Gene Ontology annotation, molecular function: L-alanine:glyoxylate transaminase activity; pyridoxal phosphate binding. Gene Ontology annotation, biological process: glyoxylate catabolic process. Lineage: Eukaryota; Fungi; Ascomycota; Dothideomycetes; Pleosporales; Pleosporaceae. Gene Ontology annotation, cellular component: mitochondrion. The record is from RefSeq and is a predicted model, not a curated record.